GAGCCAGGCGGCCUCGGGGGCGCGCACGGCGACGGCUUGGGCGCCAUGUUGGAAGGUUGCUGAGCCCGGCCGCUCGGUUUUCUCUCUCUCUGUGUUUGUGUCUCCCAGUCUCUCUCUGUUUCCCUCCGCCGUCUCCGUCUCCACAGGCUCCUGGGUCGCCCUUGCUGGCCCUCGCGGGUGGCUGAGGCGCAGGGGCACCUGGAGGGCUUCUUCCCUGAGAGGGCCCCAGGAGGAGGAGGAGGAAGACCAUGGACGUCGAGAGGCUCCAGGAGGCGCUGAAAGAUUUUGAAAAGAGGGGGAAGAAGGAAGUGUGCCCAAUAUUGGAUCAAUUUCUUUGUCAUGUUGCCAAGACUGGAGAAACAAUGAUUCAGUGGUCGCAGUUCAAAGGCUAUUUUAUUUUCAAAUUGGAGAAAGUGAUGGAUGACUUCAGAACUUCUGCUCCUGAGCCAAGAGGCCCACCUAACCCCAAUGUGGAGUAUAUUCCCUUUGAGGAGAUGAAAGAACGUAUUCUGAAAAUAGUCACUGGCUUUAAUGGUAUCCCCUUUACUAUACAGCGACUCUGUGAGCUGCUGACUGAUCCAAGGAGGAAUUACACAGGAACAGACAAAUUUCUUAGAGGAGUUGAAAAGAAUGUCAUGGUUGUCAGUUGUGUGUAUCCAUCUUCAGAAAAAAAUAAUUCCAACAGUUUAAACAGGAUGAAUGGUGUAAUGUUUCCUGGAAACUCACCAAGUUAUUCUGAAAGAUCCAACAUAAAUGGUCCUGGAACUCCCCGACCUGUAAAUCGACCAAAAGUUUCUUUGUCACCUCCUAUGACAACAAACGGUUUACCAGACAGUCCAGAAAAUAAAGAGUCAGGACACCCACAAGCAGAGGACAAAAUUAACAGUGAAUCGGCAGCAUCAGAGCCUGAAAGAAUCCAAAGCAGCCCAGUAAAAAAUAAGCACGUUGAAGAAGAUCCAGCAGAAAUUGAGGGCCGUGAGGUUAAAAGACUUAAAUUUGACAAAGAGGAGGAAGUCACAGAAACUUCCAGUCAGAGUAGUUCCAGUGAAGCUUGUACAGCAAUGGUGGAAGAGACUGAAACAACCUCUACAUCUCAGGACAAAGAAAAAGAAACUAUUUGUGUGAGGCAGCACUGUAAAGAAGAAGAGGAGGAAGAAUCCCUCAUGACACCAAGAGAAAUUAUUCCAGAAAGGAAAGAGCAAGAUAAAGACAGUACAUCCUUAACUGUGAAAGAAGAUCUUUCUGAGGAGAAUAAUCAAAUGGAGGAAUCUGACCAGACUCAAGCAGAGAAGGACUUGCCUUCUGAAGACAGUGAAAACAGUGGAUCUGUUAGUAGCAGAGCUGACUGCAGUGACACAGAAGAAUUGGGUUCUUAUGUCAGUGAAACUCCUGAAACAACAUCAGAGACCCCAAUGGAAAACUGCGAUGAAGCCACAGAAGCUCCAGAAGAACCUAUGGAACAAGACUAAUUAUUUAAAUAUACUUAGAGGCAGUAUUUUCCAUAAGGCUCUGGUUUUACACUGUAUAAAUAAUUUUAUGUAAUAAAAGUGGACCUUUAGUUUUACAAGAGAAGCAGGCUGUAAAUUGAACUUCUCAAUACGUUAAAUCCUGAAGGAGUUGUCCUUGUUACUGUGAAAUAUCAACAUCUUCAGGUCCUGCUUACCACUGAAAUUUCUCUAUGGUCAAAUCAGUGGUCUAUGUAUAGUUUUUUUUAUUUAGAAUUAAAGUUUUUAAACUGGAAAGUAAUUAUAAUUUUGACAACUUUUUGGAGAUUACCAUGUUUAAUUAUUUUCUGUCUUCAUUUCCCCAAUGCUAUAGAAGUUUUUAUUCUGGUUUUGGUUACAGUUUUAUUAGCAUCUGAAUUAUAAGGUUUCUUUUUUGGUUUCCAGGUUUUCAUUUGACUGCUUUGUGGGCUUUAAAAAGCUACACUGUUGGAAUACAAUACUUGAAAACAUGCAGAUCUAAAGAAAACCUAUGUUUGCACUCCGAGGUUUAUGCUUUUUUCCCCUGGAAACAACUGAAUUCAUUUACACAACACAACAUUUUCACCUCUGGAGAAACCAAAUAAUAUUUGGCCCACCUGAGAUCAUGAAGAUCCAAACACUGUUGAAAGUACCAGGUUAAAUACAUUCCAAGAAAUCUGUUUUAACAACACACUUUUGUACAUUUCUGAGGUGCCUGAAUGAAAGGUUUCCAUUUUAUUCCCAAGAAAAUGUUUUUAUGUUGAGAACAGACUUCAACACAAUAGCUUCAGCGUUUUUAAAAGAAGGGAAUGUUUGCAAACCUGAGACCAUUUCUCUGAACAGAUGCAAUGUUUGGCCUUGGAUAAUUGUUUCAAAAUAGGCAGAUCAGAUUGGUGUGAGAUGCUGCUGCAUUAUACAUCUUAGUUAUGUACCUGAGUUGAAUGGUGGGCUAGCAGUUGUAGAUGUGCAUAGAAACUACCAUUAUUUGUACAUCAUUUUCAAACUGAACUGAAUAUUUUCAAACAUGCUACUUUGACAGCCAGCAUCAAUUCUUUCUUUCCCGAAACCAGCUCAAAGCACAACUACUGCUUUAAAUUCUUCACAUUAUAUUUUUCAGACAUCGACAUUUAAAGACAUCAAGAUGCAACCUCCCAGUCGCAUUUCCUGGCUGCCAAAUUUAUACCUGUUUCUUCAACUGUACCUUUUUGAUAUUUAGAAUUUUUAAAUUUCUGUAAAGUAGAUUUUUGUAGAUUGUAAAGAGUGCUCACUGCCAUUGUGAAACGGUAUAUAAUUGUAUAAUUUGUGUGUAAACUGGAUGCUUGGGCUUUCAAUACAGUAUUCAUAUAAAGCAAUAAAUAUUAAUGUUAUCAAAUGCUUGAGUACAUUUUAAUCAAAACACAGUAGGAAUCUCUCUUUUUAGAGGUGAGACUGCAUACUUUGGAGUACAAAAAUAACCACCAAAAUGCAUGCUAACAAUUCUUGUACUGCAUGGUGUUUCAUUUUGGAGAAGGGUGGAUUUUGAAUUCAAUUUGUAUUCCAGAUUAAUUUGACUGGGUUUGCAUCUCUGUGAGGUGAUAACUAAACUGUGCUAUCUUCAGGUUCAAAGCAGCCAAGUAGAUGCUUAGGAGAAGUCCUGCUAUUCUACACAGAAUGGAAAGUUCAGUUGUUCUCAGAACAGGAAGGUUGGGUGUAUACAAUAAGCAUUUGGGGGAGCACUAAAACCAACACAUAGGAAUUAGAAAAAUGUUUCCAGAAAUGCAAAAUAACACAUUUCUUUUCCCUUCACUCCUUUCCCCCCCUUUUCCUUCAGGGAUAUUUGCCAGUGAGAACAAAUUUUAAGUUCCAAGAUUUCUGACAUUUUCUUUAGAAUGUUUGUGAAAAUAUUGUUAAUAAACCUAUUCUUUAAGCAGUUGUGAUCUUUUGACAUGUUUAUUUUAACCAUAUCUAAUGAUCCCUGAUUUCUCUGUAGAACAAUGGAUUUAUAAAUUGUAAAGUUACUUAUCUAAUGGCACCAGGAAACUGAAAAAUGAACUCACUACACAUAGAUCCACUUAAAUCUAUUUCCUGUUGAAUCCGAUGGGAUUUAAUUGCUGGGGAAUUAGGCAUAGGAUUGCAGCCUAAAUCCAAUACAGCAGUUUGAAUUAAAUAGCGAUUUUGGUGGCAGCUAAUUAUCAAUGAAUAAUACAAUGCCUACUUUGGGGGUGAGGGCAUUACUGUAGAAAACUGGUUUUGUAGGCACAAUUUAGCUGCUGGCAACAUGUAAGCCAGCUUUAAUUAUUGCUUAUUGUCCAGUUGGAAAGGAUGGGGAUUAUGCUGAAAGUGAUGAGGAUUGUGUGAUUUAUUUUUGGGAUGGCUGCCGGCAACUGUCCUACUGCUCAGGACAAGUUGCCUUGUCAUAAAGAGGAUUUUGAAUACUAGCUGCUUUACAAAAAUGGUGCCAUUAUUUAAGUAAACCGUUUCAUUGAAAUCAAGGGGACUUGCUUCCAAGUAAAUGUGUUUAGCAUCUGGAACAUAAGUUAUCUCCACAUUGAAAUGUUUAAUGUUUGGAUAUGACUUUAUUCUGUGCUACCUAAAAAGAAAUCUAACCACACAGUGCAUACUCUGAGACACUGCCAAGUUGCAAGGCAAUUGCCUUCUAAUAACACAUGAAUGAAAUUAACUUGUUUCAGCCAGAGAUGGCCAUACAUAUUGAGUCUUCUUUAUCUGAAUGCUGAAAUCUGAAAUAUUCUUAAAACCAAAACAUUUUUCAUGGGUGGCUGAGAUCCUCACUGGCCCCUUUGCUUUCUGAUGGUUUAAUAUACACAAACUUUGCUUCAUGUACAAAAUUAUUUAAACUAUUACAUAAAAUUAACUUGAGGCUAGGUAUAUAUGGUGCAUAUGAAACAUGAAUAUUCUGUUUAAACUUGGAUCUCAUCUCCAAGAUAAAUCAUUUUGUGUCUACAUGCAAAUACAUAUAUUCCAAAAUCCCAAACACUUAAGGUCCCAAGCAUUUUGGAUAAAGGAGACAACCUGUAUAACCUGCCUUAAGUUAUAUACAAUGCAUAUACAAAAGACAGGUGGUAACUUUCACCCAAACACUAUUCAGAUUCUGAAAACAGAAUUUAGGAGUGAAUCAAUAUUUCAAGGCUAUUAGUCCUAUGUGAUGACCAUUGACUACCAUCAUGCCUAUAAAUAUUGAGGAUACAUCUGUACUACAACUUGAUUUCUUUUGUGGUUGACAGAUUACAUUCUUUCCAAUGUGUUUUUUUCUAGUCAUCUCUCAUAUAUACACUUAGUUAUCUUUUGUUCUUGCUUAUGCUAGAAUGGGACUCUGUUAAUUUCUAUUUGUCAUCGAGGUUUGGAGGGCAAUUUAAAAUUGAAAUGUAUUUCAAAAUAGAUA
Molecule: messenger RNA, 4842 nt
Organism: Sceloporus undulatus (fence lizard)
Lineage: Eukaryota; Metazoa; Chordata; Lepidosauria; Squamata; Phrynosomatidae
Gene: PPP4R2
Product: protein phosphatase 4 regulatory subunit 2
Exons: 9
Coding region: 249-1469 (406 amino acids)
Biological process (GO): protein dephosphorylation
Cellular component (GO): protein phosphatase 4 complex; nucleus; cytoplasm
Molecular function (GO): protein phosphatase regulator activity
Source: RefSeq, a predicted model, not a curated record